This is a messenger RNA of Medioppia subpectinata, 320 nucleotides long. The record is from the annotation of a GenBank genome assembly. Lineage: Eukaryota; Metazoa; Arthropoda; Arachnida; Sarcoptiformes; Oppiidae.
AUUAUAAAUAAUUAUCAAAAUGAAAGUUAUUAUUGUUUUGUGCGCUCUUCUGGUGGUGUCGACCAUCUGUUACGGCGCCGCCAUUCAGUCCGAUGUCUUUCCCGAAGGAGAUCUGGGAGUGAAUGAGAUCCAAAAGGACCAGGAAUGCAAUCGCGGAGUGACCACAAGUGGCGAUGGAUCCAGUGGUGAUAAUGGUGGAACUCAAAACAGUCAGGGAAGAAAUCGGGGCGCAAAUCGGGGUGCAAAUCGUGGCCGCAAUCAGUAAAACUGAUGACUAUUUAAUUCAUGUUUAUUGCUUUGAUUAAUUGUUAUUUCAUCUA